AAAAUUUACUUAAAAAGGAAACAAAGUUAUCCGCACAGACGGAAAAGAAAGAAAUAAGCUUUCUUAUAAAAUCCACGGACGAUUUCGUCUCUCAUUUAAUGCUUUACCAAACUCAUCAUCCUUUUAUCUUCCAAUUCCCCUCUGCAACCACUUCCUCUUCUCAUCUUCAGACCCAAAUGGAGUGCGUUGAGGUUGCUUUGAAAGCCAGUAUCAGGAAGGAGAUGGCCCUCAAAUUUAGCCCACAAGUGUCUUUCGACGAUUUAUGGGUACCAAAUAUGCAAAACGGCGCGUCGUCUGAUGACUCUAUCGUGGACGAGCUUUUGGACUUCUCUAAUGAAGUUGGUUUAAUUGAGGAAGAAGCAGGAGAAGAAAAAGCUUAUACUGUGUCCGUUUCUCCUAAAGAAGUCCUUGAAGACGAUAAAAUUAGCGAGCAAAGCUCAAAUUUUUCUGCAAAAGAAUAUUUUGGGUCUGUUCCGGCUAGCGAACUUGGGGUUCCGCAGGAUGAUUUGGCAAGUCUUGAAUGGUUAUCGCAUUUUGUGGAGGAUUCCAACUCAGAAUACUCCGCACCGUUCCCGGCUGGAAUUUCACAGGAGAAGCAUAACCAAGACAACCUUUCUGGACUACAAAAACCAGUUCUAACAGAGCAAUGUUUUAAAACUCCUGUGCCGGCCAAGGCUCGAAGCAAGCGGGCAAGAACCUGCGUGAGAGGGUGGCCUCUUGGGUCACCUUCGUUGACAGAAUCAUCUUCAAGCUCUAGCUCAUCGUCCUCUCCUCCUUGCCCUCCAAGCAGUUACCUCAUCUUUACCCCGACGGGUAUGAACCAUGAACCGACAGAACCGGUUUUUUUAGGAAGACCGACUGCUAAAAAGCAAAAGAAAAGACCGGCCGGUGAGUUGCGCAGUGGGGUCGGCGGCGGGUCUCAUGGGGCUCGGCGGUGCAGCCAUUGCGGUGUUCAAAAGACUCCACAAUGGCGAACCGGUCCUCUAGGAGCCAAGACUCUUUGCAACGCAUGUGGAGUCAGAUAUAAGUCGGGUCGGCUUCUGCCCGAGUAUAGACCUGCUUGUAGCCCGACUUUCUCUGGCGAGCUGCACUCUAACCACCACCGGAAAGUGCUGGAGAUGCGGCAGAAAAAGGGGUUGUUGGGUCAGGCAGAACCCGAUUUGGCUCCUGCAGUUGUACCCAGUUUUUGAUAAAUUAUUAUUAGAGUUUUAAUUACAGAGCCAGGCAGCGUGAUUAGGGGGAGGAUUAGGAUAGGUUGAACCGGAUACGUUGAACCCGGUUCAUUUACGUUCGGAGCUUAAUGUGCAAUUUUUUUUCCCCCUCUUGGUGGGUGGGGUAGGUUUGCGUAGUCAUGUAGUUUUUAAAUUAGGGAAGGCUUUAAUAUUGUUUUUUUUUAUAGUAUAAUUUUUAUUUGGUCUUUUUUAGUUUU
Messenger RNA from Hevea brasiliensis (rubber tree), 1429 nucleotides. Its product is annotated as GATA transcription factor 5. The record is from RefSeq and is a predicted model, not a curated record. Gene Ontology annotation, biological process: positive regulation of DNA-templated transcription. Bases 99 to 1190 code for a protein of 363 amino acids. Gene Ontology annotation, cellular component: nucleus. Gene Ontology annotation, molecular function: zinc ion binding; sequence-specific DNA binding. NCBI's taxonomy places the organism in Eukaryota, Viridiplantae, Streptophyta, Magnoliopsida, Malpighiales, Euphorbiaceae. The transcript is spliced from 3 exons.